UCAAGGACAGAAUCACAAAACUUGUACUUGGAAUGGAACUAAAAUAUCACAAAAGAAGAAGAAAACCUCUGGUCAAGCAAUGAAUCACAUGCCUUGAUAAGAAUAAGAGGCAAAGCAUAAGUCUUUACCUUUCACAUUCAUCUACAUUAUUAAUAACUUCAUUUUCUCAUAAAAAGUUCUCCAUGGUUGAUUUGCCGAGUCACUUUUCCAUGCACAGGAGGCAGCAAAUAUGCAACACCAGCGCCACCCGGUUACUAGCCCACAGCGGAGCAGACGCUCAACUAUCAAAGGAGAAGUUGUCGUUGUCCAGAGCCAUAAACAAUCUGGUUCGGGAAAAUCAGCUUCUCUUCGAUUAUAUAGUUCGACAGAAGUUGAUCCAAAAACUGGCAAAGGCAAGUUGAGCAACCAAGCUUACCUCAAAUGUGGAACCACCAAAACAGAUGAUGGUGAAAAAUCCAGAACAUAUAGGGUCAAGUUCCAGGUUGAACCAAACUUUGGAAAUCCAGGAGCUUUGGUUGUAAGAAACCGAGGCAAGAAUAGGUUUUUCCUCCAAUCUGCAUCUCUUCAAAUCCAGAACAAUCAGAUUAUACUUUUCGACUGCCACUCCUGGGUGUAUCCAUUCCGAACGACCAAAAAUUUAGAUCGAAUUUUCUUUGCAAAUACUAAAUAUCUUCCGCAUCAAACACCCAAAGCUCUAAUAGAACUGAGGAAGGAAGAGCUUAUUAGCUUGAGAGGAGAUGGAACUGGGGAGAGGAAAGAAUGGGAACGAAUUUACGAUUAUGAUUACUACAAUGACCUCGGGGAUCCUGACAAAGGCGAAGAACACAAUAGACCUGUCUUGGGUGGGUCGGAAUUACAUCCAUAUCCGCGCAGAGGAAGAACAGGCCGCCAUCCUAGCAAGGCAGGUAUACAACUUCUCUUUCUUCUCAUUUCAAUUUUGUUGUCAGAUACCAUUAACCUGGACAUAUACGUUCCUCCGGAUGAGAGGUUCAGCCCCAAGAAACAAUCUGAGUUCGCAUCAAACUCGAUCCAGGCUGUCCUGCAUUUCCUGACCCAUAAGGUAGAAUCUGUGAUACAGCCCGGUUCCAAUCAUUUUGAGUCAUUUGAUGAGAUACAUGACAUGUUUUCUCGCAACAAAAGUCAAGUAGUUGAGGGCGCUCUCAAAGAGAAACUGAAAGCUUUAGUACCAAAAGAGUUUUUCAAAGAAGUUACUCAUGCAAUCAAGAACCCCUUGAAAUUUCCAGUUCCUCAAAUCAUAGCAGAAAACGAAUUUGCAUGGAAGCAUGAUGAGGAGUUCGGCCGCCAAAUGCUUGCAGGAAUCAAUCCAGCACGAAUACGAUCCUUGGAGGUAUUUCCACCACGAAGCAAAAACGGACAAGUGAGUUUAAUAGAGCAAUCAGACAUAGAGCACAACCUCGAAGGAAUGACUCUUCCUCAGGCAAUGAACAAAAGGAGAAUGUUCAUCUUGGAUCACCAUGACUAUCUCAUGCCCUUCUUAAGCCAAAUCAACUCAAAGGAUGUUUGUACUUACGCAUCCCGUACACUACUAUUCUUGAAGAGCGAUUUCACACUAAAGCCAAUAGCAAUAGAACUUAGUUUGCCGGGUUUAGAAGUAAACAACGAGAUCAAUUGGGUAGUUCAACCGGCAAGUCAGGGCGAAGCUGCAGCACUGUGGCAAUAUGCUAAGGCCCAUGUUGCAGUUAAUGACUCUGUCUAUCAUCAACUAGUCAGCCAUUGGUUGCAUACACAUGCGGUGGUUGAGCCAUUCAUCAUUGCUACUAGAAGGCAGCUCAGUGUGAUGCACCCAGUCCAUUGGCUACUAGAUCCUCAUUUCAAAGACACCAUGCACGUAAACGCUCUGGCUCGGAGUAUGCUCAUUAACUCUGGUGGAAUCCUUGAGAAGACAUUGUUUUCUGCUGAACUCUCGAUGCAGUUAUCUGCUGAGCUCUACAAAGAGUGGCGAUUUGAUGAACAAGCCCUUCCUGCUGAUCUACUUAAAAGAGGUAUGGCCAUAGAAGACCCAGAUCCGAAUAACCCUUCCGGGGUUCGGCUCCUUUUCCAGGACUAUCCCUAUGCUGCAGAUGGACUUGAGAUAUGGACUGCUAUCCAGACUUGGGUAACAGAUUUUUGCAUGCUCUUCUACACAGACGACGUUUCUGUAAGAUCUGAUGAAGAAAUCCAAGCAUGGUGGUCUGAAAUCCGAAACGUUGGUCACGGUGAUAAGAGCAGCGAGACAUGGUGGUACCAGAUGGCAUCACGCGAGGACCUCAUCAAAGCUUUGACAACUCUUAUAUGGAUUGCAUCAGCCUUGCAUGCUUCAGUAAACUUUGGGCAAUAUGCAUAUGCUGGUUAUCCUCUAAAUCGUCCCACACUGUGCCGAAGGUUCAUUCCUGAGGAAGGAACAUUUGAAUAUGCAGAGUUCUUGACGGAUCCAGACAAAUACUACCUUAACAUGUUGCCUGAAAGGGGUGAGAUGAUCUUGGGUAUAGCACUUGCAGAGGUGCUCUCACAACACACGUCGGAUGAAGUGUACUUGGGUCAGAGGCCAUCAACAAUGUGGAUACAUAAUGAACAGGUUAGCGAUAAGUUUGAAAAGUUCAAAAGAAAACUUCGAAUGUUAGAGGAAAGAAUUGAGUGCAAGAACACCGAUCCCAGGCUUACCAACAGACGGGGGCAUGCCAAGAUUCCUUACAUGCUUCUGUACCCUGAUACACCCAAUGUUGAAUCCAGAGGGGGCAUCACGGGGAAGGGGAUUCCAAACAGUAUAUCAAUUUGACAUGUUUUAGGCAGUAUGAAAGAUAUGCGACUUUUCGAGCCCAGGAGCCGCACCAUAAUGUAUUUUAAUUUAUAUGAAAACAUGGAAAUAUGUACACAACACUUCUCUAUAGAACACCUGGCUAAAUAGCACAAAACAAUCAUAGAAGAUGAAAGAUAAGAUAUGGAAUACAUAAAGAUGAGCAGAAAGGUUCUCCCAGACAUGACCUUAGAACUUAGGCUAUCCUGAGUGCCCAAGCUACGUUAUGAAUUUAUGAUUCAUAUAGCCCAUGAAAUGAUCAUGAAAAUCACUGUCUUAAUGUUGAAUACAUUGGUGGUUUUAUCAUCAACAUCGACCAUGAACAGUGAACGGUGCAGAGUUAACCUUCUCAGAAUUUC
Malus domestica (apple) is the source of this 3153-nucleotide messenger RNA. Its product is annotated as linoleate 9S-lipoxygenase 6. Gene Ontology annotation, molecular function: protein binding; oxidoreductase activity, acting on single donors with incorporation of molecular oxygen, incorporation of two atoms of oxygen; metal ion binding. Gene Ontology annotation, biological process: lipid oxidation. NCBI's taxonomy places the organism in Eukaryota, Viridiplantae, Streptophyta, Magnoliopsida, Rosales, Rosaceae. The record is from RefSeq and is a predicted model, not a curated record.